This is a messenger RNA of Nicotiana tabacum (common tobacco), 2676 nucleotides long. Its product is annotated as 2-succinylbenzoate--CoA ligase, chloroplastic/peroxisomal. The record is from RefSeq and is a predicted model, not a curated record. Gene Ontology annotation, biological process: fatty acid metabolic process. Gene Ontology annotation, molecular function: medium-chain fatty acid-CoA ligase activity. Lineage: Eukaryota; Viridiplantae; Streptophyta; Magnoliopsida; Solanales; Solanaceae.
AAUUCUAGCUGUUAAUGUACAACUUUCAUUGCAUUAGGUGGUUGUACCUUUUACCCUUCCCACUUCCCAGUAUAAUAUGAAAAGUAUAACAGAAAAUAAAGUCAAAAUGGCAUGGCAACAGCCAUUUUUACCUAAAGUAGUCAGUGUUUGCAAAGGUGUUGGAAAGUAACCACUAUUUACUGUGGAGAUAAAAUUUGAACAAAAGUACCCUAGCUGAAACAGUAAAAGUUGCAGCAUAUGGUGUCUCUUGCAUAUAAACUUAAAGCAUGUUAUGUUGGAACUCCUUUUGCUCCUUUGAACAUUAUUUCUUUGUAGGUUGAUUUUGAUGGUUAGAGUUACAUAAUUAACUAUAGUUGUUAACAUAUUCGGUAUUUCAAAAAUAAAAUUUAACAUUUCGAUGGUAUAUUUUGUUAGAGAAGAUAAUAAAGUAUAUGGAAGCUUCAAAUUCAAAGUUAUUGGUGCAUUAUGCAUGAGCUUAGUGCUUGUUAAUCAUUUGUUUGCAGGGAACUGUUAUUUUACAUUUUAAUCAAAACAAUUUGCUUAAUGCUAUCAUCUUAUUUUAUGAUACUUAGCUUUCUUAUGAGAUAAGGCACCUUGAGCCAGCUAGGAUUUCUACUUUAUGGACUCUGGAUUUUAGAACCAUGACUUCAAGUACUAAUAAUUGAGUUGUAAAUUUAAUAUCACAUUUUAAUGAAUUCUUAAUUUAAAUAUACUGUUUGAGCAAAAGUUAAUGGGUUAGACCGAACCGUAUCCCGGCUUCUAUCUCCGCCCCUUCCUUGACCAUCUAAUUAAAAAGAACAGGCGUGAAACAUGAAUUUAUAUCUGGGAAUAGUCAUAAGUGAUCUGUACUUGGAGUGGUUACUCGCAGUGGCGUAUGUAGGAGGAAUUACUGCACCUUUCAAUUACCGUUGGAGCUUGGAAGAAGCAAGAACAGCUCUUCAGGUAGCAAAGCCAACAAUGUUGGUCCACGACGCAACCUGUAAUUUCUGGAAGUUCGAGUCCUAUGAUGAUUCUGUGCCUUCUCUGAGGUGGAAAGUCCUAAUGGAUAAUCCUAGUGUGGUUAAUAGCACUAAGAUUGGAUUAACUACUAAACAGCUUAAACGAAGUUUUAAAAGGCAUUUAGUAGCAGACUGCCUGUGGGCACCUCAGGAAGCUGCUAUAAUAUGCUUUACCUCAGGAACCACCGGGAGGCCAAAGGGAGUUACCAUAAGCCAUUCAGCUUUGGUGGUGCAAUCCCUUGCAAAAAUUGCGAUUGUUGGUUACGGUGAGGAUGAUGUCUAUUUACACACUGCACCAUUGUGCCACAUUGGUGGUAUAUCAUCAGCCUUGGCCAUGUUAAUGGCAGGAGGUUGUCAUAUUCUACUACCAAAGUUUGAAGCUAAAUUGGCUAUUGAAUCCAUAGAGCAGCAUAAUGUUACUUCUUUUAUCACAGUUCCAGCUAUGAUGUCUGAUGUAAUCUCUUUUUAUAGGACAAAGCACAUAUCUCUAGGGUCCAAAUCUGUGAGGAAGAUUCUUAAUGGAGCUGGGGGUCUUUCAUCUGAUCUUAUCAAAAAUGCGAUUGAGAUUUUCCCAAGGGCUAAAAUUCUUUCAGCCUAUGGAAUGACCGAGGCAUGUUCUUCUCUAACUUUCAUGACUCUUUAUGACCCGACGAAAGAGAGUUGUGUCCAGAAUUCUUGUGCCAAUAGCUCCAAUUUGGCACAUAAACCAGAUGGUAUCUGUGUUGGAAAGCCUGCUCCACAUAUUGAAAUAAGGAUUGCUGGGGAUGAUUCAUCUUGUAUAGGGAGGAUUUUGACACGAGGACCCCAUGUAAUGCUUGGAUACUGGGGUCAAAUGCCAAGCAAGAAUUCUUCUCCAACUGAUGAAAGUUGGCUUGACACUGGUGAUAUAGGGCAUAUAGAUGAUUGUGGAAAUGUCUGGCUCAUUGGGCGUUUGAAGGGUCGAAUAAAGAGUGGGGGCGAGAAUGUUUAUCCGGAAGAGGUGGAAGCUGUCUUAUCCCAACAUCCAGGGAUAUCUGCUAGUGUUGUUAUUGGGCUUCCUGACUCUCGCUUGACCGAGAUGGUCAUUGCCUCUAUUAGGCUCAAAGACAAUUGGCAGUGGACAGAUUCCAGUUCUGAUCAUCCGGUUAACAAGAAGGAGCAUUGUCUUUCCAGCACUCUCCUCCAGAACUUCUGUAGAGCGAAAAAUUUGACGGGGUUCAAAAUACCCAAGAAUUUUGUAUUGUGGAAAAAUCAAUUUCCAGUGACAACAACAGGGAAAUUAAGAAGAGAUCAAGUCAGAGCAGAACUUAUGUCUUAUAAGCAGUUACAGCCCAGCAGACUGUGACUCCACCAAAUUCUCCUCUUGCAUUUGUUUUGAGCGACUAACUACAUGGUAAGAGAAUACAUAGAAACAAAUACUGGGAAUUAUUUGACAUGGUGCUUGGAAACUAUGCAGCUGUUCCUCAAUAAUAAAAAAAAAAUUAUGCAGCUGUUCCUCACAGCAAAUUAUCCAUUUAAUUCUCUAUCUCAGGUUAUUUAAUGUGUAUUAGUUAUUUCCCCAUUAAGUUGUAAUCGACGAGAUACUUUUUAUUUCAUUACUCAUAUGUACCCAUACAAAUUCUUCUUUAUUCUAUGUACCAUCAAGCUGCUUAACAUCCUGAUUCAUUGAAUCUGAAUGAUCGCGAAGUUGAAUAUCGUA